GUGUCGUGGGUUCGACACCGAGACAUCCACCUUCUGACUGUCGGGCGAUACACGUACACGAGCGACCAGCGUUUCCAGUCCAUCCACUCGCCACAGACAGAAGACUGGAUGCUGCAGAUUCGCUACCCACAGAGGAGAGAUUCUGGCUUCUACGAGUGUCAAGUGAGCACCACACCACCUGUCGGCUACUCCAUGUACCUCUCUGUGGUGGAGCUCUUGAUCAAAUCCACGACCUCCACAAUGAUGGCUGCAGGUGUGGAUGGAAUUCUCGGACCAGCAGUGUCCCUUCUUAAUAUGUUUGUAACAGAUGCAGAUUUUGACAAGGGAUGGACCUUUAGCAUGGGAUUUAGUAGGAAGUAG
This is a messenger RNA of Zootermopsis nevadensis, 360 nucleotides long. Lineage: Eukaryota; Metazoa; Arthropoda; Insecta; Blattodea; Termopsidae. The record is from RefSeq and is a predicted model, not a curated record.